This is a messenger RNA of Otolemur garnettii (small-eared galago), 1360 nucleotides long. Its product is annotated as alanyl-tRNA editing protein Aarsd1. The transcript has 12 exons. Gene Ontology annotation, biological process: alanyl-tRNA aminoacylation; regulation of translational fidelity. Bases 53 to 1291 code for a protein of 412 amino acids. The record is from RefSeq and is a predicted model, not a curated record. Lineage: Eukaryota; Metazoa; Chordata; Mammalia; Primates; Galagidae. Gene Ontology annotation, molecular function: Ser-tRNA(Ala) deacylase activity; alanine-tRNA ligase activity; ATP binding.
CCGUCGGCUCUCAGGCUUUUCGGCUUCUGUGCGCGCCCCGCAGCCAGCAGUGAUGGCGUUUCGGUGUCAGCGCGACAGCUACGCCCGCGAGUUCACCACCACGGUAGUCUCCUGUAGUCCCGCGGAGCUGCAGACGGAAGGGAGCAACGGCAAGAAAGAAGUGCUGAGCGGGUUCCAAGUGGUUCUGGAAGACACGCUGCUUUUCCCUGAGGGCGGGGGACAGCCUGAUGACCGUGGUACAAUCAAUGACAUCUCUGUGCUGAGAGUGACCCGCCGAGGGGCCCAGGCUGAUCAUUUCACACAGACACCCUUGGCCCCUGGGAGCCAGGUCCUGGUCCAGGUAGACUGGGAGCGGAGGUUUGACCACAUGCAGCAGCAUUCAGGGCAGCAUCUCAUCACGGCAGUUGCUGACCAUCUUUUUGGGCUGAAGACAACAUCAUGGGAGUUAGGGAGACUCCGGAGUGUCAUUGAGCUGGACAGCCCUUCCGUGACUACAGAGCAAGUAGCUGCCAUUGAGCAAAGUGUCAAUGAAAAAAUCAGAGAUCGGCUGCCUGUGAACGUGCGAGAACUGAGCCUGGAUGAUCCUGAGGUGGAGCAGGUGAGAGGCCGGGGUUUGCCGGAUGAUCAUGCUGGGCCCAUUCGAGUUGUUACCAUCAAGGGUGUUGAUUCCAAUAUGUGCUGUGGAACCCAUGUGAGCAAUCUCAGUGACCUUCAGGUCAUUAAGAUUCUGGGCACUGAGAAGGGGAAAAAGAACAAAACCAACCUGAUAUUUCUGGCUGGGAACCGGGUGCUAAAGUGGAUGGAGAGAAGUCAUGGAACUGAAAAAGCACUGACCGCUCUGCUUAAGUGUGGAGCAGAGGAUCAUGUGGAAGCAGUGAAAAAGCUCCAGAACUCCACCAAACUGCUGCAGAAGAACAACCUGAAUUUGCUCAGAGACCUGGCUGUGCACAUUGCCCACAGCCUCAGGAACAGCUCAGACUGGGGAGGUGUGGUCACAUUACAUAGGAAGGAGGGUGAUUCUGAGUUCAUGAAUAUCAUUGCCAAUGAGAUUGGGUCAGAGGAGACCCUCCUGUUCUUAACUGUUGGUGAUGAGAAAGGUGCUGGGCUCUUCUUACUGACAGGGCCAGCUGAGGCUGUGGAGACCCUGGGGCCCAGGGUGGCUGAAGUCCUGGAAGGCAAAGGAGCAGGGAAGAAAGGUCGUUUUCAGGGCAAGGCCACCAAGAUGAGCCGGCGGGCAGAGGCGCAGGCGCUUCUCCAGGACUAUAUCAGCACGCAGAGUGCUGAGGAAUGAGGUCUCAAGUGCCUGCCUCCUGUGACCACAGAAGGAGUGUCUUGGAUAAUAAAAUAGUUUGACUCGGAA